This is a messenger RNA of Achroia grisella, 1159 nucleotides long. It is a transcript of the gene Ppcs, whose product is annotated as phosphopantothenate--cysteine ligase. Gene Ontology annotation, cellular component: cytoplasm; nucleus. The record is from RefSeq and is a predicted model, not a curated record. Bases 128 to 1159 code for a protein of 343 amino acids. Lineage: Eukaryota; Metazoa; Arthropoda; Insecta; Lepidoptera; Pyralidae. The transcript has 7 exons. Gene Ontology annotation, molecular function: phosphopantothenate--cysteine ligase activity. Gene Ontology annotation, biological process: coenzyme A biosynthetic process.
GAUAACAGUUCUGAUUACUACUUGAAUAUGUUUGAAUAGUGAAUCUUUUAAAAUAAACACUAUUUUCGAGCUUUGUACCUUUCGGUCAACGUGCAAGGACAGCCUUCACUAAUUUUUAAGAACCAUAAUGGCCAGUGGUUCCUGGGAGGAGUUCUUUGCGGUCCACCUACCCCCAAUAGACUUUGAGGACAACCGCACACUGCUGAAAGAGUUUUGCGAGCGCCAUGACAAAUAUGGAAACAAAAUAGUACUUGUAACUUCUGGAGGCACGACGGUUCCUCUAGAACAUAACACAGUCCGUUUUGUAGACAACUUCAGCGCUGGCACACGAGGCUCCGCGUCUGCCGAGUAUUUCUUGGAACAUGGUUAUGCGGUGAUCUUCAUGCAUCGUCAAAAAUCACUGGAGCCCUUUACAAGACACUUUAGUGGCCAGAAAUUGCUUGACAUGCUGGAUAUACAAGAACGAGGACCUAACACUACCAUCACUGUGCGUCCGGACAGCGUGGACGUGCUGGCGCCGGUGCUGGCGCGGUACAAGGCCGCGCUGGCGGCGGGCGCGGUGCUGCAGGUGGCGUUCACGUCGGUGUCCGAGUACUUCUGGCUGUUGCGCGCCGCCUGCGAGUGCCUCGCUCGGCUCGGACCGCGCGCCGUGCUCUACCUCGCCGCCGCUGUCUCUGACUUCUAUAUACCCAAGGACAGAGUCCCGACACAUAAGAUGCAGUCAGAGAGCGGUGCGCCGAUCAUCCAGCUGCACCUGGUGCCGAAGAUGUUGGCGCCGCUCGUGAACCUCUGGGUCCCGUCGGCGUACGUCGUCUCCUUCAAGCUGGAGACCGACGACAGCCUGCUCAUACCCAAAGCGAGGGCAGCACUCGAGAAAUACAAACACAAGAUGGUAGUCGCGAAUAUGCUUCAGAGCAGACAUCACCGCGUCAUCCUAGUAUCACCUGAAGCCAGUCAGGAGAUAAUGUUGACCAGGGAAGACAUACACGCAGGUGUGGACAUAGAGUCUGCUAUAGUGAGCGAAAUCGUGCGGCUGCACGCGGAGCACCUGGGGGGCGGGGGCGCGGGGCUGGCGGGCGCGGGGCGGGGCGCGGCGGGGGGCGCGGGCGCGGCGGGGGGCGCGGGGGACGCGGGCUGGGCGCCGCGCUCGCCGCGCUGA